This is a messenger RNA of Micropterus salmoides (largemouth bass), 1313 nucleotides long. It is a transcript of the gene ctsh, whose product is annotated as cathepsin H. Gene Ontology annotation, cellular component: lysosome. Lineage: Eukaryota; Metazoa; Chordata; Actinopteri; Centrarchiformes; Centrarchidae. The coding region runs from base 96 to 1070 and encodes 324 amino acids. Gene Ontology annotation, biological process: immune response. Gene Ontology annotation, molecular function: cysteine-type endopeptidase activity. The transcript has 12 exons. The record is from RefSeq and is a predicted model, not a curated record.
AGUAGGGGAAUUUGAACAGGCAGUAGUUCACCUCGUGAUCUUCUUCACUUCACUUUUAGCUGCUGUCUCUGACACGGCCGGCUGAAGUGGUCGCGAUGAACACUGCGCUUUUGUUUACUUUACUGUCCGCGGCUUCGGCUUUUCAUCUGUCUGCACGAGACGAGUUUCACUUCAAGUCAUGGAUGGGAACGCACAACAAGUUGUACAGCGUGAAGGAGUACUAUGAGAGACUCCAGAUAUUCACUGAGAACAAGAGGAGGAUCGACAAACACAAUGAAGGAAAUCACUCGUUCACAAUGGGGCUGAACCAGUUUUCAGACAUGACUUUUAGUGAAUUUCGAAAGUCUUUCCUCUGGUCUGAGCCACAGAACUGCUCUGCUACCAAGGGGAAUUACCUCAGCAGCAACGGACCAUAUCCAGACUCCAUCGACUGGAGAAAGAAGGGAAAUUAUGUGACAGAUGUGAAAAAUCAGGGAGGUUGUGGUAGUUGCUGGACUUUUUCAACAACCGGCUGUUUGGAGUCUGUUACAGCUAUCAAGACUGGGAAACUCAUACCACUGUCUGAACAACAGCUGGUAGACUGCGCCCAGGACUUCAACAACCAUGGAUGUAGCGGCGGCCUUCCCAGUCAAGCAUUCGAAUACAUCAUGUACAACAAGGGACUGAUGACAGAGACGGACUACCCAUACACAGCUUUUGAGGGUGCUUGUUCGUAUAAACCUGAACUGGCGGCGGCUUAUGUGAAAGAUGUGGUGAACAUAACAGCGUACAAUGAGAUGGAGAUGGUGGAUGCGGUCGCCACACGCAAUCCUGUCAGUUUUGCCUUUGAGGUGACCUCUGACUUCAUGCAUUACUCAAAGGGCGUGUACACCAGCACUGAAUGCCACAACACCACAGACAUGGUUAACCAUGCAGUGUUAGCAGUCGGGUAUGGACAGGAGAAUGGCACCCCUUACUGGAUAGUAAAGAACUCAUGGGGAUCCAGCUGGGGGAUUGAUGGAUAUUUCCUCAUUAAACGUGGGAAGAACAUGUGUGGACUUGCUGCCUGCUCAUCUUUCCCGGAGGUGUGAUUUUCCCAUGAUGGCAAACUACAAAAGGGCUGAAAAGGCAGCAGAAUACUAACUUUUUUUUAAUCAUACAGGUUCAUUUUUAAAUAAAGACUAGCCUACUGUGUAACCAUGUACAGUGGUGUUUUGCACAAUGGAGUAAACACUAUGAUAGAAUAGACAAGGUAAUUUCCUGAUAUAUCACUAAAUCUGAAAUGAUCACUUCUUCGUUGUAGUUAAAUUUACAAAUAAAAUAUAUAUAAUCCA